Molecule: messenger RNA, 1125 nt
Organism: Anopheles gambiae (African malaria mosquito)
Lineage: Eukaryota; Metazoa; Arthropoda; Insecta; Diptera; Culicidae
Product: sex-determining region Y protein-like
Exons: 1
Source: RefSeq, a predicted model, not a curated record
AAAACGUCGCAACUUUCGUCUGCAUCGUCCGUCGGUCACGGCAGUCUUCUGCCAGCACACUACCACCGUCAUCCGUACCAGUCCUAUCAGCAUCACCAAUACCAGCAGCAGCAGCAACAGCACCAGCACUAUCAGCAGCAGCAACAGCACCAGCAGCAGCAACACCAACUCGCCGAAUCCGUUUCAACGGGACACCAUCUUGCCGCCCACUCGGAGGCGGCCACGGCAGCGGCAGCACAGUACUUUUACAACCAAAAUGCAGGCAGCUUCCACCACCAUCACCAUCACUACAAUCGCGCCUGCACUUCGAUUGCUGCCAGCUCGGCUGUGUCCAGUGCUGCCAGCCAGAGCAGUUCCGGCACGACCACCACACAUCCGUUCAAGUCACUUCCGACGGCAACACAGCUGUCCUACUUCGAGGAGUACCACCACUUCCAACAGCAGCAGCAGCAGCGCACUAAAUACGAGGACAACCUGACGUUGUUCGGGAGGAAUAAUUUUGUGAAUAUAUUUUAACUGGAUUUCGUUAGAACAGGAAAAACAAAUUAAGGGCAAACGCGAAACAGUCCAAUGCGAAACCACACUCUGGUUGUACGAUCAUUGGUUGCUAUGGUGACAAGCCUUUUGUUCGCAAUUAAACCCCCCCCCCCCCCCACCCAACGCCGUGAGAUCUAGUCAUCCAACCCGGAGGCCUGUGUAGUGUUAGGCACUGACAAAAACCAGGACGAUUCCCAGCUUUGCUCUUAAAAUGAUAUCGUUGUAAUACGAUUGAUAUUAAAAUACAAAACGGCACAGACACUUCUCGGACGCGGCAGGAGACGGAAGUAGGAAUAUUAAUAAAAACGAACAAAGAACGCAUACUUACUAUACUUAGCAUUUAAUUAGAAACUAAGCUCAGUUCUGAAGUCUGUUUUGUUGCAUCAUUCCGAGAAUACUCAAAGACAGAUGCGCUGCAUCAUGCAUCCAAUACAGCAGUUACACGUGUAAUCGUAGCUCGAUUUACAGGUGCAUACAAAUCCGUGCAAGCACUAAGAUUGAGGAGAAGCAGAAAUGUAAGUAACAUUUCUACAACAAAGAUUAUUAUUAAAUAAAACAAAAGUGUACAACCACCAUGUACAAAUCGUA